Molecule: messenger RNA, 3635 nt
Organism: Dromiciops gliroides (monito del monte)
Lineage: Eukaryota; Metazoa; Chordata; Mammalia; Microbiotheria; Microbiotheriidae
Gene: PICK1
Product: protein interacting with PRKCA 1
Exons: 13
Coding region: 1-1701 (566 amino acids)
Biological process (GO): receptor clustering; regulation of Arp2/3 complex-mediated actin nucleation; intracellular protein transport
Cellular component (GO): synaptic vesicle; neuron projection; trans-Golgi network membrane
Molecular function (GO): protein domain specific binding; protein kinase C binding; phospholipid binding
Source: RefSeq, a predicted model, not a curated record
AUGGCCUGGCAGACUGUGCGCAAAGGCGGGGGGCGGGGCCAAGCCUCUCUGACCCAAUCAUUUCAUCCCACGUUCAGCCGGUCUCCACGGCGACGUGGAAUUCCCGCCCCCACUUCCGUUCCCUCAAGCGCUUGGGGAGCGCCAGAGGAAACCGGAAAUGAGCAGGUCAGAAGGCGGAGAAAAUGCCGAAAUGAAGGGGACGGGGCUUCCGGCCCCGCCCGGGAAGUGACGCGACAGUCGCGGCCUCAGGCAGGUAGAGCGGCCGGUGACUCCAAGUGCCAACGCGGCCCGAACCCGGCCCGGGCCCCGGGGCGGCCGCCGCUUCCGGGGACAGGCCCCCGGGGGCGGGCAGCGGGGGCAGUGAGCUUCCUGUCUGGAGAAAGGAGGCAGAGGUGCGAGUUCAUCAUCUCCGACGUGAACUGGACAAUUGGCCUUCGCGGCCAGCCCGUCCCAAACUUCGGAACCAUGUUUGCCGACAUGGAUUAUGACAUUGAGGAGGAUAAGCUUGGCAUCCCCACAGUUCCCGGGACUGUGACACUGCAGAAAGACCCACAGAAUCUGAUCGGGAUCAGCAUUGGGGGAGGGGCUUUGUACUGCCCCUGUCUCUACAUUGUCCAGGUAUUUGAUAACACCCCUGCGGCCAUCGAUGGCACUGUUGCGGCUGGCGAUGAGAUCACCGGUGUCAAUGGCAAAUCGGUCAAGGGCAAGACCAAGGUGGAGGUGGCCAAGAUGAUCCAGGUGGUAAAGGGAGAAGUGACGAUUCACUACAACAAACUCCAAGCCGACCCCAAGCAGGGCAAGUCCUUGGACAUUGUUUUGAAGAAGGUGAAACACCGGCUGGUGGAGAACAUGAGCUCGGGGACCGCGGAUGCGCUGGGCCUGAGCCGGGCCAUCCUGUGCAAUGAUGGUCUGGUGAAGAGGCUGGAAGAGCUGGAGCGGACGGCCGAGUUGUACAAAGGCAUGACCGAGCACACCAAGAGCCUCCUUCGAGCCUUCUUCGACUUGUCUCAGACGCACCGAGCCUUUGGAGACGUCUUUUCGGUGAUUGGAGUCCGUGAACCCCAGCCAGCAGCCAGCGAGGCCUUUGUGAAGUUUGCCGAAGCCCACCGCAACAUCGAGAAGUUUGGGAUCCGGCUUCUGAAAACCAUCAAACCCAUGCUGACAGACCUGAACACGUACCUCAACAAAGCCAUCCCUGACACCCGCCUCACCAUCAAGAAAUACCUAGAUGUGAAGUUUGAGUACCUGUCGUAUUGCCUGAAGGUGAAGGAGAUGGACGAUGAGGAAUACAGCUGCAUCGCCCUUGGGGAGCCCCUGUACCGCGUGAGCACCGGGAACUAUGAGUACCGCCUCAUUCUGCGGUGCCGCCAGGAGGCCCGGGCACGUUUCGCCAAAAUGAGGAAGGAUGUGCUGGAGAAGAUUGAGUUGUUGGACCAGAAACACGUCCAGGACAUUGUGUUCCAGCUGCAGCGCUUCGUCUCCACCAUGUCCAAGUACUAUGACGACUGCUACGCCGCAUUGCGGGAUGCGGACGUCUUCCCCAUCGAGGUGGACCUGGCCCGGACCACCCUGGCCUAUGGCCAGAAGGACCUCUACACAGAGGAGGAGGAGGAGGAGGGGGCGGCAGCCGCAGGGGAGCCCCAGGGGCCCCGAAGCUCCCAGGAGGAGAACGGCGAGAAGCUCAUAGACAUGCCUGAGUGACCUCCCACACCCCCAGGUGGGGAGGCCGGGAGGGGAGACAGGGACCUACUGCCCAAGGUGACUGAUAAAGACCCGCUGGUGUGGGGGCUGACAUCUCGUCUCUGCUCCUCUGUCCCAGGCCAGUUGGGGAGCCCAGCCUCAGGGACCCUCAGCCUGGCUGUGGCUUUCCCCUGGGCCCCUAGUCAUUACCCAUUCAAUGUCUCCUCCCCAGCUGGGGGGAGAAGGGAAGGAGAGAACAAGACCCUCCCCAAGGCUGAGGGUGGGCCUCCUGAGCUUCACUCAGGGAGGGGUCCCCCUUCUCCCUUCCCUAAUCUGGCCACUCCCCCUCCCAGUUUCUAAUCUUGGCAGGACUGGGGGAGGAGGUGGAGGCUAGACCCUGCCCUGCCCCACCCCCCAAACUGCCAGGGGCCAGGGCUGCUUCCCCCCCUGCUUGCUCCUUGGCCCCUAAAGCCAGCAGGGAGGGUGGGGGAGGCAGCCUCACUUAGUUUUCCCCCACUACUCUUUGAAACUGGAUCUCCUCUAAAGUGGGCCAGCCCCCCUUCCCCCAAGGUUCUACUGUGGUAUGGGGAUGACCAGACCUCACACUCAGGGGUGUCCCUUAUUUAUGAAGCUCUCCCUGCCCCUCUGCUUGUGCUCUGGGGCUCUGGUGCCUUGGGCUGGGGCUAGGGGAGGGGUGCGGGGAGGGGAGCAGGCUUGGGAAUCCUGUACUUUAAUAAAGAGAAAGCUGGAUUAUGCCUUUUCAGUGACUGCCCCUUCUGGGUUAAGUGAGGGAAGCGGGGAAACUCGAGGCCUCAGGUGCACCCUUAACUGACCUGGUCCCUGCCCUGCUUCCUUCCACACUACUCUCCCACAUCUCCAGCUCUAGACUAGUCCGCCCACAGGGCCACUCUCCCCAGCCCUGUCUCCUCCCUGGCCACACCUGCUGUCUCCUUCCAGAUUGGAGUUUUUGUCAGGGCCCCACCUGCUGACAACACCCAGAACGGCAGCAUUCCCACUCCCGCCUCCCUCACCCCCAGGGGCCAGGCCAUGCCUCUUAAAAAAAAUUAUCAAUGCCUUUUAUUUUUUGUAUAUCAUACCUCCCUUGUGCAUCUCCCCUACCCAUGGAGUUUAGUAAAGCCAGCACUCUGACUGUUUGACAGCAGAUGCAGUCCUCCCCAUCCACAGUGCUCCUCACUCAUCUUUGGGGAAGGAGGGGGGCACAUUUUCUCCACUCUCAGGACCAAGCAUGCCUGUUACUUCUGUUUUUAAAUUUAAAAAAAAUUUUGUCAAUGUGUCUUGUUAUAUUACAUAGUUUCCCUAGCAUCCCUUCGCUCCCAGAGAGCCGUUCUUUCUGGCAAACAGAACUUUUUAGAGAAAAAGAAGAGGCAAAAGAGUAAUUAGUCUGAAAAAUCUGCCCUACCUGCGGGUCCCCCACCUCCACACCACACCAGGGUCUUUUCCGCUCUUAUUUAUAACUUUGCAGUGUUCACUUUUGAUUUUUUUUUGGUGAUUCUUUCCAUUUACAUUAUUGUAUUCACAGCGUAGAUUGUUCUCUUGGCUCUGCUAACUUCCCUUCUAUGUCAGUUAAUUUAGAUCUUCCUAGGCUUCUCGGUAUUCAUCACCCACAUUUCUUAUGAUGCAGUUAUGUUCUAUUGUAUUUAUUUAACACCAUUUGUCUUGCCAUUGCCUAGUUGAAGGACAUUUACUUUGUUUCCAAUUCUUAGCUGUCACAAAAAGUGCUGCUAUAAAUAUCUGGGUGUGUACGGGGGGACUUUCCCCCUAAUGACCUCCUUAGGGCAUAAACCUAGGAAUGGAAUCUCGGGGUCAAAGGGUGUGCACAUUCUAGUUACUUGCAUAAUUCUCACAUAAUUCAGAAAUGAUUUUCCAAAAUGGUGCUGAUCCACAGCUCCACCAGCAGUGUGUAACCCUCAGCCUGGACUGUUCCCAUCUUCCAU